Molecule: messenger RNA, 9357 nt
Organism: Venturia canescens
Lineage: Eukaryota; Metazoa; Arthropoda; Insecta; Hymenoptera; Ichneumonidae
Gene: htt
Product: huntingtin
Exons: 15
Coding region: 194-9067 (2957 amino acids)
Cellular component (GO): nucleus; cytoplasm
Source: RefSeq, a predicted model, not a curated record
CGUAGUAGUAUUGCACAGAAGAAAAUUCGUCUGUCACAAAUGGCAGGAAACUGUAGCAACUGUUUGGUUAUGAUUCGUUUGUCCCCUCAUUGUUAUUGCCUUACUUGAUUAAUACGAGCUUCAACUUUGAAGAUAAUGGAUACGAAAAAUUGUGUGUGACUAUUGUUUUUUUUAAAUUGAGACUUUGUUGCUAAUGAAUAUUACAACAAUGGCGCAAGCUCUUAAUACUGCUAUGAAAGCUGUCGAUGCAAUACGAAAUUUUCAACAGAACACCAACAGCUUAACUGAUCAUGCUGCAAGGAAAGCAGAAAAAAUUGCCUGCUGCACCACCAUAGUGGAGAAUAUGUGUUUACCAUCUGUAAAAACAGCACCACACUUUUCCCAAGUUCUCGGUCUUUCUAUCAGUCGUUUACUUGAGCUGUGCGAUGAUUCUGAAUCGGAUGUUCGGAUGCUGGCUGAUGAAUGUCUCAACAGGAUUAUAAGAUCAAUGGCAGAUAGCAAUAUAAUAAAAGUGCAGUUUGCUCUGUACAACAUGAUAAAUAAAAAUGGUUCAGCAAGAUCAUUGCGUGCAGCGCUAUGGCGUUUUGCUGUUCUGAGUCACACAAUAAGACCGAUGAAAGGGAAAGCUUAUGUGUCAAAUUUAUUGCCAUGUAUAGUGGCAAUCACUCAAAGAAGCGAAGACUCUGUAAUCGACACAUUAGCUCAAUCUUUGCCUUUGAUUUUAAAGAGUCUAGGACCAUUUAUGACGGAUAAAGAUGUGAAGACACUUCUCAAAGCAUUCUAUCCAAACUUGUCUUCAUCUCAGGCGGUAUUUCGAAGAAACGCAGCUAGCAUGAUAUUAACAACUUGCUUGCAUUGUCGAAUACCUCGAAUUUUCUUGAAUUACGUGCUAAGAAAUCUCAUAGAUACUUUAGUGCCAGUCUCACAGACCGAAGAUAACACGUCCCUGGUAAUUGGAGUUCUUGGUUGUUUGAGAAUAAUCCUACCUCACAUAAAAGCUCCUCCGGAAGGGGAGGUUGAAUCGGAAACAUGUCAAAUUGAUUGUCUGAUACAAAUCUACGAUCUGUGUUUGCACUAUGCAAAGUGGCACUCGAAUCACAAUAUGGUGAAUGCAGCACUCGAAACACUCGCACAACUCCUUCAGUCGCCAGAGGAAGAGCUCGUGAAAAUUUUGACAUCGGAGAGAGGCAUACCCAGCAGCAAAAUAAUUGCUGUAGAAAAUUCGACGCGAAUAUCGUUGGGACAAAUGAGCUCUGCGACCACAACGAUUUCUGGCGAUCACACGGAAUCGAGGCUUACACUUUUCGAACCGGACACUCCGGAAAUUGAACCAAAAGUUGAAAAAUGGAUCACCGAUUCGACUAACAAUUUCAGUGGCCAUCACCAAUCGCAAUCUGAUUCACCUUCGAUGAGCUGUGGAGUUUUGGAAAUGUCAGACAAUCAUUCAGAAAAUCAAUAUUCGAUGAGUAAUCGCUCGAUUGACAGUGAUUUGACUGACGAUACAGUCGACCUGGAAACCUCAGUGGAUCGUGUUAUAAAACUGGACCAGUUGAAUUCGCGGGAAAGUGAAAAAAUUGAUGAGGAUCCGAUAUUACACGAAGAAUUGAAUUUUUCGGAUGAUUCGUCGUUGAUCACAGUCUCGAAUAUGCCACAAGAAAGAAUAGACAUUGGGUCUUACACCGAUUUAGAAGUACCGCUGAUUUACGCAUGUCGUUAUUUGACAUCGUCGUUCCUGCUCACAGGAAUUCGUGGACAAUUAGUUCCUGAUAAAUAUUUCCGCGUUAGCGUUAAGUCAUUGGCUCUCACUUGUAUAGGCAAUAUUUUACGCCUUUACCCAAGAGUUUUGUCUAUGACUCUUGCAAAAGAUCCAACACUCGAUGGCAAUCAACAGAUGAUUGCUGAUGUUUUGCUGUUCUCCGAACAUCCAGAUCCUCAGAUACGAGGAAACGUGACCAUCCUCAUUGGACUUUAUCUGACAGCUGUUUACGCACGUUGCAAAGGCAGUUAUAGCAAUAUCGAAAAAUCGUGUGACCAACGUCCGGGCGAGAAGGCAGUGCCACUGGAGAAUCUCAUAAAUUUGUUGAUAAAGGGUUUAGAGGAUGAUUCGACGACCGCUUGUCGUCAAACUCUAAUGGCCUUGAAUAUUUGUUUGACGGAUAUUCUUGAAUCGGAAGACAAUCAUCUGGGAGUUCGAGCAAUGAAAAAACUUUUGCGUCUAGUCGACAAUCCAUAUUUUCUCGUUAAAGUACAAUUAGCCAAAGUAUUGAGCGAAUUGCCCUAUAUCGCAGUUAAGCAUGUUACGGGAAACUUUGAUUUCCAAGAAAACGCAAUCAAAGCUUUACUCACGUUGCUCGCAGACUUGGAUCCGAGAAUUCGGGCUGCUGCGAGCGGAGCUAUCGUUAGGAUUAUUCCAUCGUUGUACUAUCAGCAUCCGAACGAAAACGAAGUGACGAGAAAAGCUUCGCAUUAUACGGAUCGUUAUUUCUCGACGAUAAUAUCCGAUCCACUCUCGUCGAGAACGUGUCAAAUGGAGUAUAAGUUAAUGGUAGAAACAUUGAACGAGCCAUUUUAUUCGUUUUACGUUGACACUGGAAAGCGAGACAAUCGUGAAAAGUUAGAAGAUUCUCUGUCCAUAGUAAUCAAUUUAUUAACGGAAAAAUUGCUCGUUUACACAUCGAAAUAUUUCGCAUACGGUUGUUGCGAAGCUCUGAGUCACUUGAGCCAGGUUUAUCCGACGACGCUUUAUCCCCGAGCGUGGGAUUGUUUCGUAGCAAAAUUGCCUGUAAAAAAAGAGGCGAAAAUAAGUGCAUCGAGUCGAACACCAGAAAUCAACCAAGUUACUCUGACAACUAACGUCUUAACGCCCAUUGGCAACGGACUUUUGUCUCUGGUGACUUCGAUGUUGUCCUCAUCGCCGGUGAGCCUGGAUCUAUCGAUACAUCGACACUUGAUCAUAUUGGUGGGAAACGUAAUAUCAGGAAUCGCUCUGCACGCUCUGAAGCCCAACAGUGAAACGAAUAACGAGAAAAAUGGCAAUUCCAAUGACGUCGCGAGUCUGUGGCAUCUCUUCGAGGACACUGCGACGAAUCGGAAUCUGGAACUUUUGUUUACUCAUGUUGCGAGACUUGUAAAUAUUUACGUGCACGUUAUCGAUGGAAUUCAGCUCGUUCCACCGAGCGCCAAAUCUGCAUUGCCGUCUCUUCCUUCGGCUCAGUCGCUUUCACCGAGAAAAAAAGUUUCCUCGCACGAAAAGCUUAAGGAAAGAGAACGGGGACUCGGUGUCCUCAAAACUGGCAAAGAAUUGACUGGCAAUUUUUUUCCUAUGCCACAUUACAUGAAGCUUUACGAAACACUCAAAUCGGCCCACGCCAAUUACACCAGCACUCUUGACUCUGAAGCAAGCAAAAUGUAUCUCGCUCUUCUCAACGCUUGUCUCGAAGUCAUGUCCCAAAUUUUGGAAAUCGCUGGGACCCCCGAAGCAAGCAAACACGCCGAUGAAAUUCUCCACUAUCUUCAAACGACUCUCACUCUUGCCCCGACUACCACGGUACAGUGCGUUCGACAACUGUUGAAGAGCCUUUUCGGCACAAAUCUCAAUGCGCGGUGGGCAGAAUUUGAGGCCGGAAGAAAUCCUCAAAAAAAUGGUGACCUCCGGAGAGACGACGCUCGCCGUGGCUUGUACGCACAAUGCUUCCAAAAACCAGCCAGGCACAUGGCAGAGACCAUCAAAGCUAUGGGAAAUAAUUGCAGGGGUGGAAACGAACCAGACGCGGGUUGGAUCGGCUCGAUGCGGAGACGAGAAGAUCGUAAAUUAUCAUCGGUGUUCAAGAGUUUCGCACGUGUAACGAACCAAAAAACAUCGGUGACAUCUUUCAUAAAGAUUUUCGAGCCGAUGGUGAUAAAAUCUCUGAAGCAAUACACGACGACCGGUGCUGUAGAAUUCCAGACUCAAGUACUGUCGCUCUUGACUCAACUGGUGCAGUUGCACGUGAAUUAUUGUCUUUUGGACACGGACAAAAUAUUCAUAGGUUUCGUGCUCGAUCAAUUCGCCUUCAUCGACGAAGCACAGAUUCAAAAUACGGACCAAUUAUUGCCGAAAAUUUUUUCUUUUCUAGUGCACCUUUCGUACAAAAAAUUUCACUCGAAAAAUAUAAUCGAUGUGCCAAAAAUAAUCCAACUCUGCGACGGUUUGAUGGCGAGCGGACAGCCGCCGACGAGUCACUGCAUCCCAGCCUUGAUACCCACAGUCGAGGACAUUUUUUUGGUACGAUCUUCAGCGACUACGAAAAAUCCCACGGAUCAGAGGGAGCUCGAAACCACGCGAGAAGUCUUGAUGACAACGAUGCUUCGAUUAAUCGAGUAUCCACGAGUGUUGGACCUUUUGGCAAGGUGCAUUGCAGAAUCGCGGUACGAAGACGACGGCAAUGGCGAAGAGAAGUGGCGACGAUGGUCCCGUCUAUCGACAGACACGAUCUUACCGCUUUUGGCUUCAGGGAAAAUUCGCGUUGAGAGGAAACACGCGGAUUCAGCGUUGAUGAAACUUUUCGCUGCCGUUUCCCCCACGGUCUUCAGACCCGUGGAUCCACUUUUGAAAGUCCUCUUCACGGUGCCCCCGAGCAUCGAAGAACCUCUCGUUCGUCUGAAACGUUGGUUGGGUAUGGUGAACCUUGUUCUACUCACUUUGAUCGCUUACGCCAAAGAAGAAACCAUGCUCGCGAGGUUGUCCGACCUGAGCGUUUACAUGACCGAUUUGGUGCACACUUUGGGACUUUUCGACACGAUUUACUCCUCGGCAGAUCCUCUCAACGCUACCAACGUUCAAUCAUCCCCGAUCUCCCCGGAAAACAUAUUCGCUUAUUUUAUUUUCCGCGUGAUCGAUCUCGUCGGUGGGAGAAUUCGUUGUCUCCUGGAAUCCGUUGAUUAUCGUGAAAAAAUAUUGACCACCGAUCACUUUACGUUCAAGACCGUAAUCGAUUCAAUGCAAUCUUCUCAGCCCUCAGGUUCCACCGACGAGGACACCUGCCUCAUUCACCAAUUCGCUUUUUUCCUCCAACUGUGCGUUCACAUGUUCGAAUCCGGGAGUCACUGCAAAAUCGCGAACGCAUCGAUGCAAAUAAUCCGUAAAAAUGAGACGCAAAACGUGCCAAUUUCUCGAUUGAACGCGAUGAUGAUCGACGUCGCGGACACUUGUCCGCUUUUGACUUGCCACUGGGCUUAUUUGAUGACGCUUUUGGAUUACAGCGAAGUGAGCUUCUGGUCUAAAAUAUUGGGGAUCGAAGAGACUGGAUGGAGCUCGGCUUUUGCUGAGAAUCUGGAAAACCGUAGCAGAAUUAUCGCUGAGGGGAGCAAAUUGAAAGCCCUCGGAGAAGCGAACUUCAAUCUUGGGAAGAAUCACGAAAAUUCUGAGAGUCAGAAGAGCAGCAUAAACAGAAGAAUCGUACGCGAAGCAGGUACGAUAUUAUUUUGCGAUCACGUUUGCGAAAAUUUGAAUGAUGUCGAACCACUGACGUGGCUUUUGGUCAAUCACAUCGAAGAAACAAUUAAUUUGUCGAACGAACCUCCCGUUCGAGAUUUGGUGACGGCAGCAGUUCACAGAAACCCAGCAGCGAGUGGUCUCUUGGUGCAAGCGAUAGCAGCACGGUGCCUCGACCUGACGAAGCCCUCCUUCGUCAAAAGAUUGUUGCAGUGUAUGGAAGGUGCUCACAAUUGUCAAAGCGGCGCUGUCAUAAUCGCGCUCAUUCCACGCUUCCUGGAAACCAAGCAUCUCGCGCUUUCUCGUAUGGCUGCGAAGAUCGCAAGCAGACGAGCGGAGAUACUUUUGGCCUCGAGUCCAGCGGACGCGCUCGAGCAACUGCCACGCGACGAUUUGCUCCAAGUCAUGGAAACGCUGCACACCACCAAGUUAGCGCGGAAGCACGGGACACUCGUCAGUCUGAUGAACAAACUGGCGGUCGCUUAUUACGAUUUGUCCCCGUUGGAGCUCGAACAUUGCCGUCCCUUCAAUCCGUCCACAGUGAAAAAUAUCCAACUGGAUCGUCAGUGGUUCUACUCCCAAGUCAAACUACGCUGUUGCAAUCCUUGCGCGAGUCUGGACCUCCCGGAAUCUGCACAAUUGCUGAGCAACCUCGAGCUCGAGGAGUGCGACUCGAUCCUCGGUGCCAAAGAAUUCGAUCUGAAAAUUCUCACAGAAUGCGUGAGACUCGGGGUUAGAAUGACCAGGGAAAAAUUUCGUGAAAAUGAAAUCGCGGCGAACGGUCGAUCGACGGAGCCUUGUCCUCUUUAUCGAUCAGCCAGACGUUGCAUUUUGGAAAAGGUUCGUAGCAUGAACGAAUUAGUGCCAAAACCACAUCAGAUUUACGACCCCAGCAGCUCUGAGAACAACGGCAAAAUCGUCAAGUACACUUCGAGACUUUCGAACCUCAUCGACGACACGAUUUAUCGGGAAACUCUUUUCACUCUCAUUCCUUCAGUGACGAAUUACGUAACGAGUUUACACGAAAUGCAGAAAUUCUCACUAGAUUCUUCGGUGGAAAAGUAUGAAGAGGAUUUGGCCAAAUUCGCUCUCCUCACUCUGGAAACUGCGCACUGGAUGCUGGAGCUUCACGAAAAAAGUGCUAGAAUGCUGAAGCCUCACGAGCUCGAACUGAGUCUGAAUUGUGCCGAGGAGUUAUUGAAGAACGAGGGAAUAACGAGAAUAUUCGGAAGCGAGACACGAUACUCGUGGAUUUGCUCGGCAUCCAAGACUCUCACGAAGCUCGUGAAUCACUGGUCAAUAAAAAGUGGGACCCCUCUGGUUGCCCCGGACGAUCAGGGCUUGAGCGAAGCUCUGGGUUCCGAGGACACGAAAUAUUACGCUCGUGCCUGUCUCGAAAUGAGUGGACUAGUUUGCUGGUUGGAAAAUCGUCGGGAAGAUUCGCAAAGUAUGCCGGAUUUCAUGUUGAGAACUCUGAAAAGUUUGAUCAUAAGCAUCAGCAGACAACCGCUCGUGAAUACUUUCGUUCUGACGCCGCCCCUCGCUUGGAAACAGGGUUGGACGGUGACGCCAUCCGGGACGACAAAGUGCAAUUUGCCACUCUUGUCGAUCGAGUCAAAUCUUCUUCAGGAAGUUGAUAUCCUUCAGCAAUUCAUUUUCAGGGUGACUCUUCUGGGCUGGACCUCGAGGCUUCAGUUCGAAGAAAUGUGGAUGGCGCUCUUGAGUGUUUUGAGCUUUUCUCCCAACGAGCUCGACCGCUCGGAGGAUGCUUUGCAGAGUUUAGCCACGAGUCUCGCCGUUCAGGCGAUAACUCGUCUCUUGAUGCAGACACUUUUGCUCCCCUGCCCGGGCAAUCCGGGCAACAGUUUACCCAUCCAUCAUCCACGGGACCCUCAACUGGCGCUGCUGAAAAAAAGCUCCCAGAGGCUGCUCGUCGUUCAGGACAUCCUGACGACCAAGUACGAGUUCGUCAGCAACGCUGGAAAAACGAGACAAGACUCCGCGAGGUUGGAGCACUUGUUCGAUCGUGGAAACAUCGAGAGAAAUCCAAAUACUCGUGAAUUCACGUACAGCCAAUUGUCCAUUCCUUACCUGUGGUCCGUGUGCGCUCUGCACGAGGAUAAAUUAAGUUCUUCCGUUAUUUCAUUGAAAGAACGACGACAACGAACUCUCGAAAUUUCGAGAUUGGACGUCGCCUCCUGUCUGCGGUUUCUCAUCGAACUCUACACGCGUUGGAUGAUGCCAGGAGCCAAUACUCCUCCGAGGCUACUCAACGAAGUCAUCAAGUCCCUUUUGUCCAUGUCUGAAAUUUUCGUCGAGAGAGCGCAGUUCCAAUGGAUGCUCGAUACUUGCUUGGAAAUUUCCAGGACUCAUAUCGUCGAGAAUGAAAUUUUACAUCACUAUCUCGUCGUCGCUAUUUGUAAAUCAGCUGCUGUACUCGCUCCCCUGGAUAUAGAAACUUUGGAAAAAGUCAAACGUUCGAUAGAUCUGAGCCUCAAAUCGAGCUUCUUACCCGCUCGUAUAACGGCGCUCCAUGGCAUGUUGUAUCUUUUGCAAAGUGCCAUUUUGGCUAAUUGCGAGGAAACGAUGAACGUCGUUCAUCCCUUGGCGAUUAAGUACAUUCAAAAGCAUAUCGAGGUGCAAGAGGAGAAUGGAGUCCUCGGUCAGAGCGAAGAACAUCAGAGGAUCAUGUGGGCUCUGGUAUUUUUCCUCUUGGAACACGCCGAGGAUACUCCACCAGAAGCCGAAGCUCCUGCUGUUUUGGAAUUGGUUCUCACUCUAGUCACGUUGCCAAAUAUUUCGACAGAUCUUCAUAGAACGUUUCUGCAGGGACUAGAGCGACUAAUUGCGACUCGUAGCGUGGUUGGCCGAGUAGCGGAGCAAAUAGUCAAAGUGACGAUCGAACGUUUGCGACAAGCGAGUCCUCUGCUCGCAUUGCCAGCGCUCCAAUUACUGUUGACGUGCAUGUACACCGAGUCGGCUGACAGAUUCAAUCGUCCUGAAACUGAGGAACCGCUGCCCGACAUCGAGCCCGAAGCUCUGGUGCGCACCAUCGAAAGAACGGCCUCGAUAUUCGAUCGUAUAAAGCGCGGUUAUCCAACUGAGGUUCAAGUACUCUGCGCUGUUCUUUCCGAAGUUCUCGGCGAUUUUUUCCCACCCUCCGAUAUUCUUACUAAGGUAAUCGGCGAAUUUUUGUCGCCUCAGCAACCCCAUCAGAGACUUUUGUCAGCUGUUGUCUUCAAGGUUUGCGAACGAGUAGCCUGCAACGGUACUCAACUAGAACUACUACAGGAUUGGAUUGUUUUUAGUCUUCCUAAUUUCAUCCAAAGUUUACCCUUGGCAAUGUCGACUUGGUGUCUUUCGUGCUUCUUUAUCAGCGCUUCGACUAAUCCUUGGUUGAGAGCCCUAUUUCCACUAGUUCAGUCGAGAAUGGGAAAGUACGAGUACGAGGACAAGAAAAUUUUGUGCAUAGCAGCGUCGGAUUUCUAUCAAAGAUUAUCUAGCGAGGAUCAGAAGAAAGCUUUCGUGGAGGGUUUCGAGGCUGCAUCAAAGGAACUGGGAACCCCAUUCAGUGAUAUACUCGCGUCUUUUUAGACGAAAAUCCUCCGUCAUUCCUUUAUACGCACUUCGUGAGAUUUAUGAAAAUAUAACGACGAACGAGAUUUACGCAGCACGACGUAAAUAGCAAAGAAAAAUCAGAGUAAACCGUUAGACCAAGUUCCACUGCAUCGUUCGUCCACUGACUCGAUUAAUCGCGUGUAUAAUUGUAUGUAUGUAUGUAAUAUUUUAUUGAUUCGUUUAUCAGUGUUGAUAUUCGGUCGAGUCCAGACGACGAAACGGUGUGAACAUCUCAACAGUAAAUAAAAAAACGUAUUUUCCAGUUA